CUGUAAUUAAUUAAUUUCUUCUUUUGACCAUUUAAGACGUCAUUCAGCCGUUUGUCUUGAUUAUGAGUUUGGCACAGUUUAGCCUCAAUCGUGGUUAUGUGAGGCAUUUUAAACAGGCAUAUAACAAAAAUGUCUUUGAACUUAAAAUUGUCCUAACAUUUUAAGAGGGGAAAAACAUUAUGUUUCUUAGCUCUUGUAUGGCCAAGGUGUCAUACAAAUGACUCCUUAGAAUCAUAGAUGGAAGGACUUAUUUGAUCUUGUAUGUAAUGAGGUUUCUUCUACUAUCUCUCUGACAGGUAUUUCCUUAACCCCCAGCAUUUGUCGUCAGAUUCUCAGUUAUAAACAGUGCUCUACUUCUAUAGUGAUUUAACAGCCAAAGACAUUUGCUUUAUCAUUCCCCUCCAUCACAGCUUUGGGUAGCCUUUGGCAAUGAAUCUUUAUGAAUGACUGUGGAUCAGUGAAGAAAUCAAAGUCAUUCUAAACACUUGAAAUAAGCCAGCUGGAGCUUUCCUUCUACCAACAUUGUAGAUACUCAGUGUGGUGUAGAUUGCAGUUAGAUGACAAAGUUGGUCAUCCCUCUUUACAGUGUGUCUUUGGUGAUAACCUCUUUAUUAAUUUGAGGGAAAAUAUUCCUAUAAAUUAAUACUCAACAAGACACAGGACUAAGUUUAAUGAAAAACAUGUUUAAUGUUUGGCCCCUCUGAACAGGAGGCAUGAAAUAAAAAGUAAGCAUUGACUCUUUAAUUUGGGCAGUAUGAUCUUGGGAGAGACGCAUAUCUUACAUUUUUCAAAGCGUUUUGCGCUGAUCUUAGCAAAAGGCAAAGAAACUAAGUUGUUACUGUACCUGCGGACAGAUGCUAUGGACAUUUGUUCUGGAUGGAUGUGCUUUGCAGGAGAGGUGGCUUUUGGGUUCUGUCCAGUUUCAGUCUUUGCCCUGGCACUAAUGAGAGGCUCUAACAUUCAAAAUACUUGUUAACUCUGUGACUGGUAUAUAUGUAUCCUCUCUCCAGGUUUCUGUCUGUAUGUGAAAUAAGCCUUGUAGAGGAACUAGAGGCUCCUUGUCUCGUGCUUGCUGUGGCCUGGAUCCACAUUCUAGUGCUUUGCCACCUGCUUUCCUGGGAAAAAAUGGAAUUACUUUUGUGUGAUGUGUUGGAUAGGGAAUGUCAGUGUUGAGUGAAAAUCUUUCAGCGCUGUUGUCAAAUACCAGGUCUGGGGCUGAAAGAGAGAGGACUAGGCAUAUUUGAAGUUGGUUGACCUAACAGGCAGCAGCCAGAGAUUGCUUCAUUGUACCAAGGAUUCCUCUUGAAUAAGGAUGUGAGCAAGGGAUUAGAAGGGUGACCAGACCUCCUGGUUUGCCUGCAGCAGUUCCAGUUUCUUUCUAUUGACCUAUCUUAAUUAUCAAAAGUGCCUCCUUUCAACAUUUAAACAUGCCCUGGUUUGGAUGAUAAAGUAUAUGGUCACCCUAGGUAUUAAGAAAUCUUUACUAUUUUCUUCAUCACCCUUCUCCUGACGUUAUAUUUUGUGUCUUGUUUUAUUUCAGUUUUUCGUUUGUUAAAUGCAAAGAUAAAAAGAAUAAGAAAAAUUUAAAUAGGAAACAAGGAAAAUAGAAAUAGUAACGAAGAUGGAAGAAUAAUGUAAUUGAUUGCUUGUCAUCUAUUUCCACAUACAGGAAAUAAUAUAGUUUUAUCCUAAAGUGUGUCUAUUAUGGCUCUAAGCUGUGUCUUCAGGCGCAAUAUGCACAGUAAAAAUCAGCAUUUACCCUGGUGGCACAACGGUUAAACACUUGGCUGCUAACUGCAAGGUUGGCGGUUAGAACCCCCCAAGUGGCUCCUCGGGGGAAAGUCCUGGCGAUCUACUUCUGUAAAGAUUACAGCCUAGGGAACUCUGUGGGGCAGUUCUGCUCUGUCACAUGGGGUCACUAUGAGUCAGAUUGGCCCAACAGCACCCAACAACAUUAACCUAAGACUGACACAGAUUGGGACAACUCUUGUGAUUUGGGAGAGCAGCUUCCACAAAACGUGUCUGCAGGCCUGACUGAUGUGUGGCUCUUGCAGAUGUGAAUGCAAGUUUCAUAAUGUAUUAUUUGAUCUAGGUUUUGAAUACUCUGCGAGUCCAGAAUGCAAGCACUGUUGUGAAGACCUGGCUCCACAUUCUUCUAGUUUCCCAGCUCUCUGGGCCACAAGGAUAAAAGAAGGGCCUUUGUUUCCUGUGGUCUCUUCUGACUUCCGUCUUGGAUUUGGGCCUCAGCAUUUCAUACAGAGGGCUUACAGAGAAGGAGAACUUGGUGUGUUUGUUUAUUACGUGAAAAAUCCCACCAGGAUUUGAGAUUGUGUAGUUGACCUGGAGCUUGCCAGGCCAGAAGAUGCCUUUGCGGAAGUAUCCUGGAGUAAUUCAGCUUCAGUGACAUGUGCAUAACUUGACCUAUUGAAGAUGAUGAGCAUAUCAAGAGGCCAGUUUUUGCUUUGUAGGAAGCCAAUCUUAGAGAGGCAGACGGGAUGGCUAGCUCAGCUCGGGAGCAUCUGCUUUUUGUGCGGCGUCGAAAUCCCCAGAUGCGCUACACACUGAGCCCCGAGAACCUCCAGAGCCUUGCUGCCCAGAGCUCCAUGUCAGAGAACAUGACCCUCCAGCGGGCCAACAGCGACACAGACCUGGUGACUUCCGAGAGCCGCUCCAGCUUGACUGCCAGCAUGUACGAGUACACGCUGGGGCAAGCGCAGAACCUCAUCAUCUUCUGGGACAUUAAAGAGGAGGUGGACCCCAGUGACUGGAUUGGACUUUAUCAUAUAGAUGAGAAUUCUCCAGCCAACUUCUGGGAUUCUAAAAACAGGGGUGUGACUGGAACACAAAAAGGACAAAUUGUAUGGAGAAUUGAGCCUGGGCCGUAUUUUAUGGAACCGGAGAUAAAAAUCUGUUUUAAAUACUACCACGGAAUCAGUGGAGCCCUGCGAGCCACAACACCCUGCAUCACUGUGAAGAACCCUGCUGUGAUGAUGGGGGCGGAAGGCAUGGAAGGAGGUGCGUCAGGAAGCCAGCAUUCUCGGAAACUUGUUAGCUUUACACUCUCAGAUCUUAGGGCAGUUGGGCUAAAGAAAGGCAUGUUCUUCAAUCCUGACCCGUAUCUUAAGAUGUCCAUCCAGCCAGGUAAGAAGAGCAGUUUCCCCAUCUGUGCCCACCAUGGGCAGGAGAGAAGGUCUACUAUCAUCAGUAACACCACUAAUCCAAUUUGGCACCGAGAGAAAUAUUCCUUUUUUGCACUUCUAACUGAUGUCUUAGAAAUUGAAAUUAAAGACAAAUUUGCCAAGAGCCGUCCUAUCAUCAAGCGUUUUCUGGGGAAACUAACCAUCCCGGUCCAGAGACUAUUGGAGCGGCAGGCCAUCGGUGAUCAAAUGCUCAGCUACAACCUUGGCAGAAGGCUCCCAGCUGACCACGUGAGUGGGUACCUCCAGUUUAAAGUGGAGGUUACAUCUUCUGUUCAUGAAGAUGCUUCUCCAGAAGCUGUGGGCACAAUACUUGGAGUCAGUACUGUGAAUGGAGAUCUAGGAAGCCCUUCUGACGAUGAAGACAUGCCAGGGGGCCACCAUGAUAGCCCAGUGUGCUCCAAUGGACCAGUGUCUGAGGACAGUGCUGCUGAUGGGACCCCCAAACAUUCUCUCAGGACUAGCUCCACUCUAGAAAUAGACACAGAGGAAUUAAUCUCUACUUCUUCAAGGACCUCACCUCCCAGAGGACGUCAGGAUUCACUCAAUGAUUAUUUAGACGCUAUUGAACAUAAUGGCCAUUCCAGGCCAGGGGCAGCUACCUGCUCAGAGAGGUCCAUGGGAGCCUCUCCGAAAUUAAGGAGUAGUUUUCCCACUGACACAAGACUCAAUGCAAUGCUUCAUAUCGACUCAGAUGAAGAAGAUCACGAGUUUCAGCAAGACCUGGGUUAUCCAUCUUCCUUGGAGGAGGAAGGCGGAUUAAUAAUGUUUAGCAGGGCAUCAAGAGCUGAUGAUGAUGGGAGCCUGGCAUCUCAGACGAAGCUAGAAGACAACCCAUUUGAGAAUGAGGAAGCCGCCGCAAAUGAAGCCACUUCCUUUGAGGAUAAGCCAGAAAAUCUUCCAGAGCUUGCAGAAAGCUCCUUACCCUCAGGCCCAUCCCCAGAUGAAAACGAGAAUGGCCAAGAGUCUCAGCAAAGUGCUGACCGGGGCAGCGGUGAGUUGUGUGGCUCUCAAGAGAUGGAUCAGCCCACAAGUGGGGCAGACACGGGGACUUCCGAUACGUCAGGAGGAAGCCGAAGAGCUAUCAGUGAGACUGAGUCCCUUGAUCAGGGGUCCCAGGUGUCCUCUGAAACGGAACCCAGUGACCCUGCCAGGACAGAGAGCGUGAGUGAGGCCAGCACCAGGCCCGAGGGAGAGAGUGACCUGGAAGGCGCCGAUAGCUCUUGCAAUGAGAGCGUUACCACACAGCUGUCCUCGGUGGAGACGCGCUGCUCGUCUCUUGAGAGUGCACGGUUUCCCGAAACCCCUGCUUUUUCUUCUCAGGAGGAGGAAGAUGGAGCCUGUGCAGCAGAGCCCACCGGCAGUGGCCCUGCCGAAGGGUCACAGGAUUCCAUCUGCACUCCCAGUUCUUUACCUGUGGUGCAGGUGUCCAGUGGGGAGGAGGAAGGGCCAGAAUCAGCCACUUUGCCUGACCAAGAGGAGAUGGGGGAGGUCUGGCAGCGGAGGGGGAGCCUGGAGGGAGCUGCUGCUGCUGCUGCUGAGAACCAGCCCCAAGAAGAGGGUGAUGCUGGGGAUGCCCAAGGCACUUGUGAAGGGGCCACUGCCCAGGAGGAGGGUGCAACGGGAGGUUCCCAAGCCAACAGCCACCAGCCAUUGAGAUCACUACCUUCAGUGCGCCAGGACGUGAGCCGGUACCAGAGGGUGGACGAGGCUCUCCCACCAAACUGGGAGGCACGCAUUGACAGCCAUGGUAGGAUCUUUUACGUGGAUCAUGUAAAUAGAACGACUACGUGGCAGCGGCCGACAGCUCCCCCGGCACCACAGAUGCUUCAGAGAUCAAACUCCAUCCAGCAAAUGGAGCAGUUGAACCGGCGAUAUCAGAGUAUCCGCAGAACCAUGACUAAUGAGAGGGCUGAGGAAAAUACCAGUGCUCUUGAUGGGACAGGGGAGGAAGCCGACUUUCACCAAGCCAGUGCAGAUUUCCGACGGGAGAACGUUCUGCCCCAUUCUACCUCCAGAUCCAGGCUCACACUGCUGUUACAGUCUCCCCCUGUGAAGUUCCUCAUCAGCCCAGAAUUCUUCACCGUGCUGCAUUCUAACCCUAGUGCCUACCGCAUGUUUACAAACAACACGUGUUUGAAGCACAUGAUCACCAAAGUCCGGCGGGACACCCACCACUUUGAACGUUACCAGCAUAACCGGGACCUUGUGGGAUUCCUCAACAUGUUUGCGAACAAACAGCUGGAGCUGCCGAGGGGCUGGGAAAUGAAACAUGAUCAUCAGGGCAAGGCAUUUUUUGUCGACCACAAUUCCCGUACCACUACUUUCAUCGAUCCUCGGCUCCCACUUCAAAGCAGUAGACCCACAAGUGCGUUGGUUCAUCGACAGCACUUGACCAGGCAGCGCAGUCAUAGUGCGGGUGAGGUAGGAGAAGAUUCCCGACAUUCAGGACCGCCAGUUCUUCCCAGGCCAUCCAGUACAUUCAAUGCAGUCAGUAGGCCACAGUACCAGGACAUGGUUCCAGUGGCUUACAAUGACAAGAUUGUUGCAUUUCUGCGUCAACCCAAUAUCUUUGAAAUUCUACAAGAGCGUCAACCUGAUCUUACCAGGAAUCACUCACUCAGGGAGAAGAUUCAGUUUAUCCGAACUGAAGGAACCCCAGGAUUGGUGCGUCUUUCAAGUGAUGCAGACCUUGUUAUGUUGCUGAGUUUAUUUGAAGAAGAGAUAAUGUCAUAUGUGCCUCCACAUGCCUUACUCCACCCCAGCUACUGUCAGUCCCCACGUGGCUCCCCUGUGUCCUCUCCUCAGAACUCGCCAGGUACUCAGCGUGCCAAUGCCCGGGCUCCAGCCCCUUACAAGCGAGAUUUUGAAGCCAAACUAAGGAAUUUUUACAGGAAGUUAGAGACUAAAGGAUAUGGACAAGGCCCAGGAAAAUUAAAGUUAAUUAUCAGAAGAGAUCACUUACUAGAAGAUGCUUUUAAUCAGAUUAUGGGCUACUCCAGAAAAGAUCUGCAGAGAAAUAAGCUAUAUGUCACAUUUGUUGGAGAGGAAGGGCUGGAUUACAGUGGACCGUCUAGAGAGUUUUUCUUCCUGGUAUCCAGAGAACUCUUUAACCCAUAUUAUGGCUUAUUUGAAUAUUCAGCCAAUGACACAUACACAGUACAGAUAAGUCCCAUGUCUGCUUUUGUAGACAAUCACCAUGAAUGGUUUCGGUUCAGUGGUCGCAUCCUUGGUCUUGCACUAAUUCACCAGUAUUUGUUGGAUGCCUUCUUCACACGGCCAUUUUAUAAGGCUCUUCUCAGAAUUCUCUGUGACCUGAGUGAUCUAGAAUAUCUUGAUGAAGAGUUCCACCAGAGCCUGCAGUGGAUGAAAGAUAACGAUAUCCAUGACAUCCUGGACCUCACGUUCACUGUGAACGAAGAAGUUUUUGGGCAGAUUACCGAACGAGAAUUGAAGCCAGGGGGUGCCAAUAUCCCAGUCACAGAGAAGAACAAGAAGGAAUACAUCGAGAGGAUGGUGAAAUGGAGGAUUGAGAGGGGUGUUGUACAACAAACAGAGAGCUUAGUGCGUGGCUUCUAUGAGGUGGUGGAUGCCAGGCUGGUAUCUGUUUUUGAUGCGAGAGAACUGGAACUGGUCAUUGCAGGCACAGCUGAAAUAGACUUAAGUGACUGGAGAAACAACACAGAAUAUAGAGGAGGAUACCAUGACAAUCAUAUUGUAAUUCGGUGGUUCUGGGCUGCAGUGGAAAGAUUCAACAAUGAACAACGACUAAGGUUAUUACAGUUUGUCACAGGCACGUCUAGCAUUCCCUAUGAAGGAUUUGCUUCUCUCCGAGGGAGUAACGGCCCAAGAAGGUUCUGUGUGGAGAAAUGGGGGAAAAUCACCGCUCUUCCCAGGGCUCAUACUUGUUUUAACCGUCUGGAUCUGCCCCCAUACCCGUCCUUCUCCAUGCUUUAUGAAAAACUCUUAACAGCAGUUGAAGAGACAAGUACCUUUGGACUUGAGUGACCUGGAAGCACGAUACUCAGCUGUUCGUGGACAGCAGUUUCAGAAGCUGCCCUCUGAAAGAAUGACUGACCAUUGAAAGUUUCAAGAUUAUAUUAAAACAGACUGCUGUUAUUUUCCAGAAACACGUGCUUUGUCACUUUUGAGGACAGGAUAGUGGUUUUGAGUCCUCUUAGAGGAAUUUGGAUGAGCUUGAUACCCAGAGAACAACUCAACAGUCUUUCAGUCAGCAAUUCUUGACUGCCAAACUUUUUCCAUUUGUUAUAUUCCAAGACAAAGAGGAACCUGUACAUGAUCAGCUCCAUGGUAAUUUUUCAGGACUCAGGAGAAUCUUGAAACUUACCCUUGAACAUGGUUCAAGCCAAACUGACAGUACUUGGCCCAAUCUCCAAAUUAGUGCAAGUUAAAUAAUAUAAUAAAACAAAUAUAUUUCCUGAAAAUACAUUCAUUUAAACCCUAAAUUAUAAGAGAAUAUUCAUUUCUUGCUUAUGAGUGCCUGCAUGGCGUGCACCAUAGGUUUCAGCUUUCAUGGGAAACAAGUGAAAAUGAAACCAGGUCAACAUGAGGUAACUUUAAAGAUUUGCAAUAAGGUAGUCUGUGACAAUUGAUAUGCAAGUGGUAUGUGUGUAAUUAUGGCUAAAGACAAACUGUUAUACAAUGAAUUACUAAUGACAGAGUCUAUGCUUUAUAAUGCAUGAAAACUGUUUUAAAUAACUAACAAUCACAACAUAUCAGGAAAAAGUACACAGUGAGUUGUUUAUUUUUUAUAGCUUCAUUAUAUUUAUGUUCUUUAAGAUAUAUAUAAGAACCUAUACUGUCAUACUGUAUGUAUCACCUGUUCCAUUUUCAUGUUCCAUGCUUACUUGGGCAUCAUGCUAGUGUAUAUCCUUUUAAGCACUCUCAAGGAAAAAAGAAAUGACCUUUUAUUUUUGUAAAGGUAAAAAAAAAAAUUUCCCCAAAAUAUUUUGCACUGAAUGUACCAAAGUUGAAAGGACAUUACAAUGUGACUAACAGCAACUUCAUCACUUGACAAACAUAAUAGAAAAUAGCUUCUAAAUCAGACGUCUUUCACAGUGCCAUGUCUACCACUACAAGGACUGUGCAUACAAGUAAUAAUUUUUUUUAAGACUCACUAUAUGUGAUAGUAUAAUAUGCAUUUAUUUAAAAUGCAUUAGACUCUCUUCCAUCCAUCAAAUACUUUACAGGAUGGCAUUUAAUACCGAUAUUUCGUAUUUCCCCCACUGCUUUUUAUUUGUACAGCAUCAUUAAACACAGAACUCAGUUAGAGAGCCAUCAGCAACACUGAAGACAUCAGCUCUCUUUAGUAAUAAGAAUUCCAUUUUUCCUCAUCAGUAAAGACAUUACAAAUUGAAACUCUCAGUACUAUAUUUCUAAGCUUGCAUUUUCACUGAUGCAUAAUUUUCUUAUCAGUAUUGAGAAACAAUUUUCUAUGGUAUCUCAGAAACUGCAUGGCAUUACUAAUUUUAUUUCUGCUUAAUUUUACCAGGGGGUGUCCUUCAUCUUAAUUGCUUCUGGGUUUACUCCAUAUCAUUGUUCAUUUCUUGACUUAAGGCCGGAAUGCAUCAGAUGUUCAAUAGAGUGAGGUUAAAUUUUGGGUAAUAAAAAUAUUGUAUUAAUGUUUGGUUCAUCAGCCUAUGGUUUUACAGGCAUUGUCUGAACAUUUAUUUGAGAAUUAUGUCUGUAAGUAGCCAUGGAAUUCCUAUUAUGGUAUGUUGGCAGUCUUAACAUCUUAUAGAGGUCAUAUGCAUGAUUUGCAUAGGUGGUUUGUAAGAACUGAUGGCUCUCCAGUUGGCUAAGCUGUGUUUACCAUGUGAGCCUCAAGACGGAUACCACUCGUGUUACAUUCCUGCAUUAAAGGCAGGUACUGCAGUGUGGGAAAAUGGUCUCGAAAAAAGAGGAUACAGAAACUUGGAAGUAAGAAAGGAAGGCCUGUGUACCAUAAUUGGACCAAAAAAAAGGGAAGACAAAAAAAUUUUAACUGGAAUGUAAGUUUGUAUUUAUUGAUCACGAAUAUAAGUAUAUAUUUAAUUUUGCAAA
Messenger RNA from Trichechus manatus latirostris (Florida manatee), 9260 nucleotides. RefSeq names its product HECT, C2 and WW domain containing E3 ubiquitin protein ligase 2 (gene HECW2). Gene Ontology annotation, cellular component: cytoplasm. The record is from RefSeq and is a predicted model, not a curated record. The transcript has 31 exons. Gene Ontology annotation, molecular function: ubiquitin protein ligase activity; protein binding. Gene Ontology annotation, biological process: protein polyubiquitination; regulation of dendrite morphogenesis. The coding region runs from base 2496 to 7205 and encodes 1569 amino acids. Lineage: Eukaryota; Metazoa; Chordata; Mammalia; Sirenia; Trichechidae.